AUGGCCAAGAGUCUGGCACGUCACGGCAGCCUGGGCCCUGAGGGGAUCCUGAGAGAGAUCCAGAUCAACCUGCUGGAGUGUAAAGUCUGCUUCGAGACGUUCAGCACUCAGCAGAGGGGGCGCAGACCGCAGAACCUUUCCUGUGGCCAUGUUCUGUGUCUGGAAUGCAUCACGGCGCUGUCCCACCCUCUCCUCAGGAAGCUGGAGUGCCCGUUCUGUCGGCAGCUGUGCAGCGUUGACAGCACCUCCCACUGCCAGGUUCUCAGUGACCUGCAGGAGCUUCUGUUGUCUCGGGUUCCUCCUCCUCCUCCUCCUCUUCCUCCUCCUCACAGGGCAAAUGGAGGAUUUACGUUGGCCACAGGUCUGACAUGCACAACUCUGCACCUCCAUGCUGCGUUUGGUGGGUGGGGGACUCUUAUCAACCCCACUGGGAUGGCUGUAUUAGGGUCUUCUGGGACAAUAAUGGUGGUGCAUGAUGGAGAGAAGAGGGUGGUGGUGUUUAAUCUCCAGGGAAGGAAGCUGCACAGUUUUGGGCGAAAAGGAAAAGCCAGUGGGGAGAUCUGCUACCCGGUAGAUGUGGCAGUGACUCCCAGUGGGUACGUGGUGGUGACGGAUGCAGGGGAUAAAGCCGUGAAGGUUUUUACCUCCAGGGGCAAUCACGUCUUGACCGUGAAGGAUUCCUUCCAGCUGCCCUGGGGUGUGGACACCGACAGCUGUGGGCAGAUUCUGGUCUCAGACGUCCAGGCCGGCACUCUGUCCCAGGUCAAAGUGGACUACAAUCAUGGCGUCCUUCUGGAGCAUCAAACACCCAUUUCGGAUCUUCAGUGUCCCAAAGCGGUGGCCUGCUGUCGGCUAACCGGGAACACGGCGGUGAUGGAGCAUCUAACCGAGGUCACAACAGAGAGGCAGCGAUGCAGAAGACUGAGAGUGUUUUCUAAAGACUUCCACCUGCUUUACCAGACGGACAGUUUCAGCCUGAGCCUGCUGUCCACGCUGAGGCUGAACAUGUCGGGGCUCGUGUUCGACAGAGAUGGAGACGUGAUUGUGACUGACUGUAAUCAGGGGAUGAUUUGUAGUUUAGGGAAGCUCCAGAACGGCCCAGUUGUAACUCCUCUAGUGGCAGAUCAUCUCAUCCGCCCCGUUGGGUUGGUGUUGCUGAACAACACGCUCAUCGCCCUGGAUAGUGGAGAUCAUACAGUGAAGAUUUAUUCUGCUGCAUCUGACACUGAACCCCUGAUGAAGCAGAUGCAUGAGCAAACUUAAAACAGAGACUUGAGUCAUGGGUGAUAUUUAUAAUCUAUUUUUGAGUUUCUUGAUUUCUAAAUACAAGUUUAGUUUUACACAAAAUGUAAAAAAAAUGUCAUGAAAGAACAGUUUUAGUUUGUAAAUGUCAAGCUAACACAUCCCGGAUUGUAUUUUUGUUAUACAGACAGUAGAGUCGGUGAUUUGAUAAUAUUGUGUUAAGCAUUGGAUUGUUUCAAAUGUCCCAGCAUUGAAAAUAAAAUCAUUCAAUAAUACGAGAA
Messenger RNA from Stegastes partitus (bicolor damselfish), 1523 nucleotides. Its product is annotated as E3 ubiquitin-protein ligase NHLRC1. NCBI's taxonomy places the organism in Eukaryota, Metazoa, Chordata, Actinopteri, Pomacentridae. Gene Ontology annotation, molecular function: ubiquitin protein ligase activity; protein binding. Gene Ontology annotation, biological process: protein polyubiquitination; proteasome-mediated ubiquitin-dependent protein catabolic process. The record is from RefSeq and is a predicted model, not a curated record. Bases 1 to 1263 code for a protein of 420 amino acids. The transcript has a single exon.